CCAUGUAGCAAUCGUUCCAGCGGACGUCGAGUGCCAUAUUUGGAACACGUGGACCCAUAUUUGGAACACGUGGAGCAUGAUUCAAACUUCGCAGCUGUUUUGAAUUGGACAGCUCAGCGGUGCCACGUGUGGAGGGGGGGGGCGCACGACAGGACGCACAAGCGCACUCGUGGUUUUGAGUGAGGGAAAGAGGAAGAUAAGAGAAGAGAGCAAGAAGAAGAAAAGGAGGGAACUUCUCGAGCGAAGCAGCUAGUCUUCUCCUCCUCCUCCUCCUCCUCCUCCUCCUCCUCCUCCUCCUCCCUCCUUCAUCAUCGUUUUUUCCGCCUAGUCUACUUGAUCCUCCUCUUCUUGGUCUUCCUUCUGUUGCACAUGGUGCAUUCCUUGGACCACAUGGUUCCAGCUGUGCGGCGGCGGCGGCGGCGGCAUCGGCGGCCCGCACUCGUGCGACGGUGGACGCUAUGCGGCGGCGCCUGUGCGUCUUCUUUCGUGGAGGAACACAUUGUGCGACGCUCGAUGCGCUCGUGCCAUGCCCCAGCGGAGUUGGGGUGGAUUCCGAUUUCCUGAUAGAAUGGGUCCGUGACGGUAACGAGGAUUCCUGGUUUCAGGCAUCGACGACGGGCAAUUGCUGCUGCUGUGUGAUUCAGACAUACGACAAAGAUGAUAUCGAUUUGGCCUUCUUUUUCCGUUUUUCGAUGGCACGGCGAAUGGGUGCAACAGUAGUCGGGGAAGAAAACUGGUCGUCAGGAUUACAGGACUGCGCCAGAUCGCCGCGUCACAUUGAUUAUUCUUCCUCCAAGGAGAAGGCGAGGCCGAAUAUGUGCGUUUCACCGCCUCGGACUGCCGUCCGAAGAAGUACCGACAUCUACUACAGUGUCUGCGGCAUGCAAAGGGACAGCUUGUUGCCGGCGCGGCAAGGGGUGUGCGACAGUGGCCAGUCCAAGAACAGCUGUGACGAGACGAACGGUGAGGGGCAGUUUUGGAUCGAGAGCGGAAGUCUGAGGGUGUGCGGCAAUUUUGGCGAGCCGACAGGUAAGUACGCUCGGAGUAAAGAAACAAAGGCUCUGUGCCACAAUUGGUAUGCGGCGGCGGUCAAUUGCAGUUUUGCGGAGGGGACAGCAGCCGAGCUGGAAGGAAAGGAGCAAGAGGAGAGAGAAGAAGGAAAAGCUGUGUUGGAAUUGGCAAGCCGGGAGCCGAGUGCAGGACAAGCAAAAGGUGUGCGACAAUUUCCAAGCUCAGAAUCAAGAAGUCAAUUGUGUGUGGCAGUAGCAUAAAAGCAUAGCCGAACCAUAAGUUUCAGCAUGCGACAAGCUGACAGUACGGCCAAGGGCUGUGUGUGCGACAGCAGCUGUUACUUAAUAGCAGCAGCUGAAAGGUCAGGAGUGCCAGGUGACGGCAUCAAUAACCGCCGGCUAAAGCUUGUGCAAAUCUUGUGCAAAUCAGGGGUGUAGAAAGGGGGGGAACAGGACUCGUUAUAGGCGAGAGGGGCAGUCACCGCAAAAGGGUCUCUGUGCGACAGCAGCCAAGGUGGAGCUUGAGCAUCAUAGGCAGCGCGCGUCACAAACCAGAAGACGAAGGGUGGCGUAUUGCAGCCAGCCAGCUUCAAGGGUCUCUGUGCGACAGUAAUCUGGGUGGGAGCUUAAGCAUCAUAGGCAGCGCGUUACUGCACGCAGCAGCAGCAGCAGAAGAAGAAGAAGAGGGGGGAAGUUUGCCAGCGCAACGGGUCUGUGUGCGACAGUAGCCUGGUUGGAACUCAAGCUUAAAGGGUCUCUGUGCGACAGUAACUUGGGUGGAGCUUAAGCAUCAUCAUAGGCAGCGCGUCACACACGCAGAAGAAGAAGAGCGGGGGAAGUUUGCCAGCUCAACGGGUCUGUGUGCGACAGUAGCCUGGUUGGAGCUUAAGCAUCAUACAUAUAAGCAGUGCGUCGCAAAGGCAGAAAAAGAAGGCCGGGUGUGCGACAGCAGACAGUAAAGGGUUCUUGCUUGCUUGCUUGCGUGCGACGGUAACUAGACACACUUACUGCGACCAGAAGCUAGCAGUAAGUGUGUGUGUGUGUGUUUGUGCGCGCGCGCGCGACAAGAGCUAGCAGUCACGCGUUAAGGCGGACGUCGCUCGCGCGCCAUUCUUUUCUUCCUUCGUGUGAUUUUCUUCAUUGUUCAGAAGAGGCAAGGUCGAUGCCACGCACCUCUGCGAAGAAGCCAUCCAUUUCUUGAGCGGAUUGCGGCCACCAGUCUCUCUUUUUUUAACAUCCUUGAGAAAGUCGUUACUGAGAAACAAUAGGAACGAGCCGUUGAUGACAAGACAGAGGUGGGGAGGAGGCUUUUGCGAAUUUGGAGGGCAGAACGAAAGUCGAGGUGGAGGGUAUAUUCAAAAUUUGCCAAAUCAAAACGAAAGUCGAGGUCGACAAUAUCUGUAAACUGGGAUGAGCAACAGAUUGAGAAGUCGAAGAGGCAUGGUGGAUGGAGAUGCUGAUGUAUUAUGAUUCAUGCCAUUGACGAUGGCGAUGGGAAAAUGAUGCUCCUGCAUUGUUUGACAUUAAUAGCAGGUCUCGGGUAAUAAUGAGACAGUUUGUGUACUCGUCCGACGAACACACUCCGCUCUUUCUCCUCUCCUCGUAGUCGUUACUUCUCUUCUCUCUCUCUCUCUCUUUCUCUCUCUCUCUCUCUGUGCCCCCCUUGUUGCCUUCGCUGUCCUUUAGCUCUAUUCUGAGGUCCUUAUUGCUCGAUCGGUAGCAGCUCUCUCUCUCUCUCUCUGUGUCUAUCUCUCUCUUGUAGUUAAUUGCUCACUUCUUCAUCAGCAUCUGCUCAGCACAUAACUGCUUGGAACCUCUCGCGCUCCUUUUGCU
Chara braunii is the source of this 2843-nucleotide messenger RNA. Lineage: Eukaryota; Viridiplantae; Streptophyta; Charophyceae; Charales; Characeae. The record is from the annotation of a GenBank genome assembly.